GAGAGCAGAGCAGCGCACCUUCCUUUCCGUCCGGCAGUUUCGAUACUCCCCGUCGUCGAUCCACCUCGUGGAUCCCCCUGGAUCCGCUCUCGUCGUCCGACUCGCCGCCGCCGCCGGUACGAUCUUGUCAGCGAUCGGGAGAGCGCGAUAAGCGCGUCGAACGCGCCGUCGAGCGAUCGAGCACAGGAAAGCGGGACGGGCCACGUGAGAUCCGGUCUCGGGAGGACGGGAAAAUAUGAGCAUCUCGUGAAGCCCAAGGAAAGCGGAGUUUUCAUCAUGGAAACCGAGGAACUCACCAGGCUCGUCGACGAGAUCUACAAGAAUAUCUUGGAUAAGUUCAAUCCUGGCGCGAGGCAGCUGAUCAACGCAGGCAAGGCGUACCUGAAGGCUCUUCACGGAGCUGCGGCGGCGUCGCGAGUUUAUGUCGACGCUUUGUCCCGAUUAGCCCGUCAGGCGCAGUUAGGAACAUGGGGCGGUUCGAAGGAUGUGGGUUUCGCGCUGAUGAGAAUCGUCGAGGUGUACAAGGAAAUCCAGGAACAGGAGAUGAACAUUUUGAAAGCGUUCUACGUGGAUCUGCUGGUGCCUCUGGAGACCAACCUGGAGAAGGACACGAAAGUCGUCCAGAGCGAGCAGAAGAAGUUUCUUCAGCAGCACAAGACCAGAUCCGAGACGUACAGCAAGGCGGCCGCGACCAUGAAGAAGCAGCGAAAGAAAUCCAGGGCGGCCAACAAGAGUGGUCUCGCCAUGGACAAGGAGCUGAAGAACAUGCAGAUCCUCGAGGAGGAGAAGUCCAAGCUUGACGCCUUCUGCGAGCAGAGCCUGAAGAACGCGAUGACUCAGGAGAGACGGCGAUACGGUUUCGUGCUGGAGCGACAAUGCUCCUUGGCGAAGCACUAUGCGAGUUUUCAUGAGGUUGCACUGGCCGCGCUUCAUCCCUCGGUUGAUAAAUGGCGCGAGGUUGCCGCCACCAGGGAAUAUUUGCCCCAGUCGGUGGAGGACAUGUUCGCUUCCAGACUCAGGCAAACGUCAUUCUGGCCGGAGGACGAGGAGAACGGCGGCUCCGAGCUGACGACGAUGAGCUCGCAAUUGCGGAAGACCCGUAGCAUGGACAGCUCCUGCCUGGAGCUGCGACUCGGCCCGCUACCCGGAAACCCGCCGUCGUCCGGCGGCCACUUCGGCCCGGCGCACCAUCUGCCCGCCGCCCUCUCCAGAGCGCGGUCGGAGGCCAACCUGCACGCCUCGACGUUAUCCCUCGGCCCCGAGGUUCCAGAGACCCCACCCCGGCCCCGGUCCAUGGCGCCCCCGACGUCCCGCAGCAGCGCGGGUGGCACCGGAGGAGUCGGCGCCGGGGGUUGGGGGGACGCCCCCCUCGCCAGGGCUCUCUUCGCCUACCUAAGCUCGGGGGAGAAUCAGCUGAGCUUUCUGGAAGGCGAUCUCAUCGCGCUGAUGGGCGACCGUCAGAAGGGAUGGCAAUUUGGCGAAAAUCUGCGCACUCAAAGCACGGGGUGGUUUCCCUUGGCGUACACCGAAAUUAUAAUCGACGACACUUUGGGAACGGGGCUGAUAAAUUUGCUGAGAUCGCCGAGUCACGGAGCAAGCAACGGUAGGACUCCAGAACCGCAAGCCAUACCACCGUGCAAGCCGGCGCCCUCUCGGCCGCCGAUCACGCCGGCCAGUAUCGAUGAACCAGGUUCCGGUGGAACCCCCGGUAGCAGCUCUGCCAACAACGGCACCAAUGCCAACAGCAGCGGCAGCAACAACAACGGCGGCAGCAGCAACGCCGGCACGCCAACCAACACCGCGAGCAUCUUGGCGACACCGACCGCGCGCCAAUCGAAAUCGAUCCGUCCAUCGGGCACGUUGCCCGCGGUGCUGGCCGGGGGGCGAAGGGUGCAGCCGCCCGUGCCGCCGGUGCCACCUCCGGCGAUGACGUCCCUCCACAGCAGCAACGACAGCGGCUUCUCCAACGAGCCACCGGUGCAGCCCGACGUCGAUUACAGCGACGACGAGGCGUUGAGACGGCGCCGCAAGCCGCGCAGCGGAGGGGAUCGUCCUUCCCCGAAGGACGAGAAGCGGUCGAAGGACUGGGAGAAUGACUCCUGGAAAACGAUCCCGCGGGACGAGAAGUCCUGGCAGCUGUAUCGCACGGCGAUGGACCUCUGGGCGGAGUCCAAGGCGAACCAGACGGGCGAUGAUCACUCGAAGAAGUACUUCGAGAUGGAGAACGGCGAUUUCGCGUUGGAGAACGGCGACAUGGCGAAGAAGAGGAAGAACAAGAAAGUCGCGCAAACACCGAACGAACGUCCCAGCCCGAAUCAGCGCACCAAGAUGACGGACGAGCGUGGUGCCCCGGCCGCUACUCGUCGUGGCGGCGAUCAGCGACGCGUCGACAAGCGGACGCAGGCGGAGACCGAGGAAGACGAGCUCGAGGAGGACGAGGAGGAUUUUAGCACUGAAUAUCGCAGCAACAACAAGUUCUACGCGGACAAUCAGGAGGCUCAACAGGAGCGAAGAGGAGGAGGAGGAGGAGGAGGAGGAGGAGGGGGCAAUUUCGAGGCGGAGAAAUACGCCAAGUCCACGAGCUCGUCGUCGGACUCGGACGACGAGAGCACCAUCACCAUACCAGAGCCGGGCCGUAAGGUCGAGCACAUAGCGCAGAAGCUCGAGCAGACUGCGCAGAAGUACGCGCGCGAGCACAGCCCGCCCAAGUUCCUCGACCGUCGCGAGAGAUCCGCCGCGAACGAGUACAAGAGCCUCGAGAGAGAGACGCGCGAGGCGGCUCUCUCGCGCGACCGUCGCGAGAGGUCCGCGAUGGAGUACAAAAGCCUGGAGCGCGGCCGAGAUGGCGACCAGAAGAGCAUGGAUUCGGCUCGCCGCGACGAUAAGAUGCGUUUACGCGAUGACAAGCGUGCGCGGGACGACAAGCACACGCUCGAGCGGAGCUCCCGCGAGGAUAAACCGAAUUUCGAGCGCGCGCGGGAAGAUAAGCAGAGCUUCGAGCGCUCGAGGGAGGAGAAACAGAACUUCGAGCGCACGAGGGAGGACAAACACGGCUACGAGCGCUCGAGGGAGGAUAGGCAGGUCUUUGAUCGAUCGAGAGAGGACAAACAGAGUUUCCAGCGUGCCCGGGAGGACACGCAGUCGUACGAGCGAGCCCACGCUCGCUCCAGGAACGAGCAGGAGCGCGCGUAUAUGGAGCAGCGGAAGGAGGUAAUGGGUUACGAACGAACGUUCGAGAAGAAUCGCAACAGAACGGUCGAGCGAUUAUCCAGCCGACGAUUCGAGCGACCGCGGCCGCCGUCGCAGGAGGCACCGGAACGACCUUCGAUGGGCCCCUACCGAGAACGUAGAUAUUCCGACAAGGAGGAGGCGAUUUACGGGGAGACCGGCCGAUACGGGAUAGGCUCGCUCGAGCGAGAUCGCGGUUACGAAUCAAAUUUCGAGACAAAGUUGGAGAGAACGAAGGUGAUCGAGAGACACGGUUACCAAGAGGGUCUGCAGGGUCCAGGUCUUCAAAAGCGAAACGCCGUACCGAGGAUCAACGAGCGAAGCAACGGCGACACCAAUAACAAUACGCUGAAAGUCGAACGGAAGUCUGCACUGCCGCGGCAGGCAACCGCCAUGGGUCACCUCGUGCAAACCGGAAGAGCCUUCGACGAGUCGAAGAGCCCGAAGCUCGUGAAGCGGACCAAGUCCUUCUGGAAGUUCCGCCGAGAUUCGGAGGUGCUGGAGGGUAUGGCGCUCUGGCAGCACCGCUCGCUCGUGGACAUCCCGAAGAUGAUCCGCAAGGAGGACAAGACGGCGGAAAACGAGGAGCGGCAGAGAAACUCCGAGGGCGGUAGUCCGAACUCGAGUCUGGGCAACAGCGAGGGCACCAUCACGAACGAGCACCGGAACGAGGAGCCCAAGCCGGCCGAGAGGAGCCACGUGCCCGACAAGAUGGAUUAUUUCGACGACUUCCCGACGCCGGCGGAACGGUCCAAGAUCACGGAGAGAUCGGAUUACAGAAUGCCGCAGCAGCAGGAGGAGCGCACGUAUUUUGUCGGAAACGUGUCGCGGAAGGCGAUCAUCGAGAAGGAACGGAGACGUAGUCUCGAGGCGAAGCGGAACAUGAUUGUGGCCGAGCUGAAGGAGAACAACGAGAGCAAGCGGCACGGGAUGGCGCGCGGUAGGAGGAACUACGACGAGGAGGACGCGACGCUGAACUUCAGCGAGACCGAGGCCUCCGACGAGGAAUCCACGUACAGCUGCAUUGUCAUCAAGGACCAGAGCAUACCGGAGAAGACGUUGCUACCGAGGACCAAGCUGAGAAGGGAGUCCGACCGAGAUAGAAAUAACUGCGGGCCCUGGUACGACCUUUGGGGCGUGGACGCGUCCGUCAAUAAGAAGAAGAAGAAGCAGAAGCAGCAAUAAGUAAAACAAUCGUUAUGAAGAAGAUACUGAAGCUGAACGUAUGUUGAGUUUAAAUAGAUGAAGAGUUGAUGUUGAUUUUUUCAAGCAGAGAUAAAGAUAUGUCGAACGAAAUGUAACAAAGGAAAGAAAGAUUGAUUAUUCAAGACGAAAAUUCGUCUCAAGAAGAAAAAGCAAUCAACGUCGUAUUGUCUUAAUAAAAACGAUGAAGAAGAUGAAUAAAACGACGAAGAGAAGCAUGCUUUUUUU
Messenger RNA from Wasmannia auropunctata (little fire ant), 4659 nucleotides. RefSeq lists its product as uncharacterized. The coding region runs from base 277 to 4413 and encodes 1378 amino acids. Lineage: Eukaryota; Metazoa; Arthropoda; Insecta; Hymenoptera; Formicidae. Gene Ontology annotation, cellular component: cytosol; nucleoplasm. The transcript is spliced from 15 exons. Gene Ontology annotation, biological process: actin crosslink formation; positive regulation of actin filament polymerization; plasma membrane organization. The record is from RefSeq and is a predicted model, not a curated record. Gene Ontology annotation, molecular function: protein binding.